Setaria italica (foxtail millet) is the source of this 4732-nucleotide messenger RNA. RefSeq names its product BRCT domain-containing protein At4g02110. The record is from RefSeq and is a predicted model, not a curated record. Lineage: Eukaryota; Viridiplantae; Streptophyta; Magnoliopsida; Poales; Poaceae. The transcript is spliced from 10 exons. The coding region runs from base 41 to 4588 and encodes 1515 amino acids.
CCCCCCCCCCCCCCCCUUCCCCCCCGUCCUGUUCCCCGCCAUGGAUUCCUCCGGCACAGACUACGACAUCGGCGACGAGCACCUGUUUGACGGCGUCCGCUUCUUCCUCGUCGGGUUCGAGAGCGACGUCGAGUCCCAGUACCGGUCUGAGAUGGAGGUGCGCGGCGGCGCCGACGCCGGGUCAUUGGGCAAUGGGUGCACGCACGUAGUCGUGUCGAACCUCUUCUACGAUGACCCAACGUGCGUGGCCGCGCGGGCAGAAGGGAAAAAAGUCGUCAUCGAUCAGUGGGUGGAGGAUAGCUUGGAUCGCGGGGUGCUUGCUGAUGUUGAUAGGGUUAUCUAUUGGCCGGUGAGACAUUCGAAUGGAAUACCUGGUGCACAAUCACUGCUCAUUUGCUUGACAGGUUACCAAAGAAACUAUCGCGAAUACAUAAUGAAAAUGGUUUCUUUGAUGGGAGCACGAUUCUCCAAGUCUUUGAUAGCAAAUGUUGUGACUCACCUUAUUUGCUAUAAAUUUGAAGGCGAGAAGUAUGAGGUUGCGAAAAAGGUGAACAUCAAACUUGUGAAUCACCAGUGGUUGGAAGACUGCUUAAAGGCAUGGGAAAUUCUCCCAGUCGAUGAUUAUAGCAAAAGUAGCUGGGAGCUAGAAUUAAUGGAGGCGCAAGCUAAUGACUCUGAACAUGAAGCAGAAGCUGCAGGUCCAAGGUCAUUAAGCAAUAGGUCCAGUGUCAGGUGCACUCUCAACUCAAAAAAUUGCAAGGAAACUUUUGUGAAGUAUGAUGUCGAUGCACGAAAGCGAUCACCUGUAAUUCCCAGUGGUAAUAAAGAGGUGGUUGUGGGAAGGAAUUUGAACAGCCCUGAUCAUAUCUUGAAGACAGAAGAUGCAGACAGCAAGACACGUGAUAUUACAGGCCAAAGCAGUGCUAGCUCUAUGGUUCCAGUUUCUGCUAAGGCUGAUGUCUUUGCACGCAUUCAAAGUCCACUGGGUCAUAUCAUGAACGCAGAGGAUGCAGACAGCAAGAGACAUGAUAUUAGAGGCCAAGGCAGUCCUAACUCUAGUUUGUUGGCAGUUUCUGCUAAGGUGGAUGGCCUCUCACCCAUUCAAACUUCACUUGGCCUCAGUCAAAAGAGAGAUAAUUCUGUAGUAAGGAACAACAAUAGCCCGAAUCUGCAGGAAGCUGAAAGAAAACAUGUUGGUGCAAGGACACAGGAUUUUGCAAGUGGUGUUCUAGGCACUAGCUCAAGCAAAAUGACUGCUUUUAGUAAUCAUCAUUUAGAUACCUUAAAUAAGGCCCCGGGCAUUCUAAAGGGCCACACAGAUCAUGUUUCUGGAAAAUCUUCUGCCAGUCAGGAUCAUAUAGAUGUUACUAAAGUCCCAUUGUCCAGCCCCUUGAGAGGAAAUCAGUCUGCGGAUGAGCUUGAUUCAUCAAAAGUUGACAGAUGGCAGCGUCACGAGAAGUGUGCACCCUCAGGUAUUCAUAUCACAGCAGCUGGUCGGUCAAAUACUGAUGACAAGCUCACCAAUCAUGAGUCCAAUCCAAAAUCAGGAGGUGAUUCCAAAUUCAACAGCAUCAAGAACACAAGUAACUCUAAAAAGGCCUCUCGGAAGUCUUUGUUACCAGAAGUGCAUUCAGUUAACCAUAUGCAAUCACCUAAGAGGGCCGAAGAUAGCACACUGCGAGCUGACUCCAAUAUUUCUUCAUUAGAAAUGGGACAUCAAAAGGUUUUUGAGAAUGCUGACGAUCAGAGCAAGAAAGGCAAUGAAAAUAUUAAGUGUGUGGAUGGACUAAAUGGUGCAUAUGCUCAGAAAAGGAAGAUCUUAGUCUCCCCAGCUAGCCUAAAUUUGCAAAAGGAAGAUCUGGUGUCAGAAACUGGUCCUUUAGAUUCUCCAUUUGCGAGUUGGCUGAGUGAUGCAUCUGACGCUGAAGCUAAUGCUGUUAAUUUUGGAAAGCAGCAAUUUAGCUUAUCUACAAGCAGACAAAGAAGAUCUAGGAAGACCUCUCUCAAGCAUGGUGGUCUCAUUAAUGGAAUCAAGCUUCCUGAAUCGUCUUCAAGUGAUAAGAAUGUAAAAUCUUCAUUGAAAGCAAGAAUGUCACUGAAAGCAAUGGUAGAAAACAAAUGCACCAGGACUCCUUCACCCGCUGUUCAAGAUGGAAAGACAAGUUUCUCCUUUCAAAAUAAGGAUGGGGAAGAUACACAAGGUAGUGGUAAUGCGGUGAAUCAAGAUUGCUUGCAUGAGAUAGGAAAUCUUCGCACAAAGGAUCAGGCACAUGACAAAUCUGUACAUAAUUCAAGUAAUUCACAUGUCGUUUCCUCUUCUGGAAAUGUUGGCACCAAGGUUACUGAUCCACUCAAGGUCAAUGAUUACGAAGAGCCAGUGGUGUCAAAUUCUGAACUUGAGAGGGUAGUGUCUGAUGCCAAUGUGAAAGACAAAGAAGACGCUAAACGAUUACAAGACACUUCAAGCAAUGUUCAGGGUGAAACCAGUUAUUCAAAGAAAGUAGCAACUCCUGAACGAAGGAAUGCAGGUGCCAAGAGGCCUCGAAGUGCUAGUAUUGAGGCUGAAGGGUCAGCUAUUAACAGUGGUAAGAAAGUAGUUACUGAAUCCUGGCCUGCUGAAGUGAUUCCUCAUGAGAAUGCUGAUCCAGCCUCCAAAAAUGGCUGCACCAUGGCAAGUGCAGCUGAACUCAAAACAAAUCCUUCAAAGAAAGCACUGAUUUGUAGAGUGACAGAUACUGUUGCAAAGAGGACAAGGAAUGCUUGCGCCAAGACAGAUGACACACAAGUAGCUUCUAGUUUGGAGUUCAGUAAGGUGAUUUCUCAAGAAAAUAUUGAGGCAAAUCCCAAAAAGUUUUUUGACACCGGAAAUGCUGAUGAACAACAAAGAAAUUCACCUAAGAAAAUACCCAACACCAGAGUAAGGAAUACAGCAGCGAAGAGGUCACGGAAAUCUGACAUCAACACCAGCAAUGAACCGUUAGUUGACAAAACUGGGACAGUGGCAACUGGUUCAUUGUUUGAUGACUUGUUUCCUUCAGACAAUGAAGACUACCCUAAAAAACUUUCUAGUUGUGCAAGUGCUAGUGACUGUGGAACACUUUCCUCCAAGACUGUAUCGAAUGGCAGAACUAGGAAUGCAGUUGCCAAGAGGAAAAUGAAAACUGUAGAAGACAAAUCAGGCAGCAAGUGUGGCAAAGUUGGUAGUGUCAUUGCAUCUGUAGCAGAAGCUGUUUCAUCAAAGAGAACUGAAGAGAUUUCAUGCAAUAGCAACAAAAUAACCACUGAUCAGGACUCUGACAAAUCCAAUAAGGAUGUGAUAAAAGAUGCAUCCGGAUUGUUUUGUCAAGAUUCUGGUACGGUAGACAAGCAAGGAGGAUCAUACAAUUUUAACUUGAGAAGCAGCAAAAGAAAUAAAGCUCUUACUUCGGAUCAUGAAAAGGAGAACAGACUAGACCAUAGUAAUCUCAACUCUAUAUCAAAUAGAACUAGCAGUUUGCAGUCCAAAUUUGAUGCAAAAUCAAUUGAGAAAAGCACACGAGUGCUCAGUGACAGUGAGCACCAAGGGGUAAAAGUAAGUGAAUCUGGAACCUUGAUCGUGAGUGAACCUGCAUUAUUUAUUUUAAGUGGAAAUCGUGAGCAGAGAAGGGAUUGUCGCUCAAUUCUUAGACGGCUGAAGGGACGAGUUUGUAGGGAUUCACAUCAUUGGUCAUACCAAGCAACACAUUUCAUUGCCCCAGAUCCUCUCAGGAGAACCGAGAAGUUUUUUGCAGCAGCUGCAGCAGGCAGGUGGAUACUCAAGAAAGAGUACUUGACUUCGUGCACUGAGGCUGGCAAGUUUGUGGAUGAAGAACCAUUUGAAUGGUUUGGUUCGGGCCUUAAUGAUGGAGAAACAAUCAGCCUUGAUGCUCCUAGAAAAUGGCGAAAUAUAAGGCAGCAGAUGGGCCAUGGUGCCUUCUAUGGAAUGCAGAUUGUUGUCUAUGGACAGCUCAUACUACCAACGCUGAGUUCUUGCCAGGAUACAGUGAAGCGCGCGGUAAAAGCUGGUGAUGGCACCAUUUUAGCAACAUCGCCGCCAUACAGUCGAUUCCUUGACUCCGGGUUUGAUUUCGCUGUAGUAUCAGCGAGCUUACCAAGAGCAGACGCAUGGGUUCAGGAAUUCAUCAGGCAUGGUAUUCCCUGUGUCAGUGCUGAUUAUCUGGUUGAUUACGUCUGCAAGCCUGGCCACCCCCUCGACCGACAUGUUCUCUUCAAGACAAACGAUCUGGCCAACAAGUCCCUUGAGAAACUCAUGAAGAACCAGCAAGAGAUGGCCACGGAUAUGGAACAGUCGGAAGAUGAAGAGGACGAUCCGGAGGACCUGAGCUGCUCAGCGUGCGGGUGCAAGGACAGAGGAGAAGUGAUGUUGAUCUGUGGCGACGAGGACGGUGAAACCGGUUGUGGGAUCGGUAUGCACAUCGACUGCUGCGACCCUCCCUUGGACGCUGUACCUGACGAUGAUUGGUUGUGCCCCAAGUGCGCUGUGCCGAAAGCCAAGAGAAAGCCUACUAGAGGCACUGAACGCAAGGCAAGAGGAUCCAGGCGAAGGUGAUCUUCUGGUGUUGAUGUGUCCACUGCACACCCUUGUUUUAUUGAACAGAAUAAUGUACUAAUAACCGGAGCCAUUGUAAAGUUCUCAGAAAUGCCGGCUCAGCAUUUCUUUGAUCAUGUAAUCAUUUUUUUAUGAGACUGUAAA